GUAGAACAUCGCUGUUCUGGUCAAAUUUUUCAAAAAAAAAAUAUCCGUUGCACCUGCUUUAAUUGCUCCAACAACUCUUUUUUUCAAAUUCUUGAACGUUGGCCACCCUCUCUCCUAUAUAUUUGGACCCCCUCUUCUCAUUUUUACACACACAAACACAAACUUCUUCAAUCUCCUUGCAUAUUUUAUCCUCUCUAACAUUCUUUUUGUGAUUUCUUCAUCACCAUGGCCAAAGAUAAGAACAGGGCAGGAGCUUCCGGAAAAUCCAAGGCAAAAUCCCGGGCCCCGGUAACCAAUCCCGAGGAUCGCAUCGACUACGGCGAUGGGACGUAUCUCUGGUUCGAUUCCGAGGAGGAGCGCACCCGUUUUCUCACCUUCUUCUCUAAACGGGUUGUGGCUCCCCCACGAAUCAUCCCGGAGCGCUACCCGGAGCUGCAAGGCUACGACGACCUUGACGCACAGCUUCAUCAAGCCGGCCUUUGGCCGUUCGUCUCCCGGGCACGCAAGGAGAUCAACC
This is a messenger RNA of Cuscuta campestris, 517 nucleotides long. Lineage: Eukaryota; Viridiplantae; Streptophyta; Magnoliopsida; Solanales; Convolvulaceae. The record is from the annotation of a GenBank genome assembly.